AUGGCGGAGUACUUGGCGUCCAUCUUCGGUACAGAGAAAGAUAAAGUUAAUUGCUCUUUCUACUUUAAAAUUGGAGCAUGUCGCCACGGGGACCGAUGCUCCAGGCUCCACAACAAGCCGACCUUCAGUCAGACCAUUGCCCUCUUGAACAUUUACCGUAACCCGCAGAACACGGCUCAGUCUGCUGAUGGAUUACACAGUGCAGUCAGUGACGUGGAGAUGCAGGAACACUAUGACGAGUUUUUUGAAGAGGUCUUCACAGAGAUGGAGGAAAAGUAUGGAGAGGUGGAGGAGAUGAAUGUCUGUGAUAACUUGGGAGACCAUUUGGUUGGAAACGUCUAUGUCAAAUUUCGGCGAGAGGAGGAUGCGGAGCGGGCGGUCCUGGACCUCAAUAACCGCUGGUUUAAUGGACAACCAAUUCAUGCAGAGCUUUCGCCAGUGACUGACUUCAGAGAAGCCUGCUGUCGCCAGUAUGAGAUGGGGGAGUGCACGAGAGGCGGUUUCUGUAACUUCAUGCACCUGAAGCCAAUCUCCAGGGAACUCAGGAGAGAGCUUUACGGACGCAGGCGAAAGAGGCAUCGCUCGCGCUCACGCUCCCGCGAACGACGCUCCCGUUCCCGGGAACGGGGUAGGGGUGGGGGCGGCGGUGGCGGUGGCGGACGUGACCGCGAGAGACGGAGGUCAAGGGACAGAGAACGUUCCGGGAGAUUUUAAACUAGUCCAUAACUUGUCUCACUCCCUCUUUCAUAUCCAGCUCUAGUGUGGAUGUUCCCCUCCCUAAAGACCAAAAAUGUGAUGUUGUACUAGGCUUUUGUUUUUAUUCA
This is a messenger RNA of Chanos chanos (milkfish), 824 nucleotides long. RefSeq names its product U2 small nuclear RNA auxiliary factor 1 (gene u2af1). Gene Ontology annotation, molecular function: metal ion binding; RNA binding. Gene Ontology annotation, cellular component: U2AF complex. Gene Ontology annotation, biological process: mRNA splicing, via spliceosome. The record is from RefSeq and is a predicted model, not a curated record. Bases 1 to 714 code for a protein of 237 amino acids. Lineage: Eukaryota; Metazoa; Chordata; Actinopteri; Gonorynchiformes; Chanidae. The transcript has 8 exons.